Messenger RNA from Pelodiscus sinensis (Chinese soft-shelled turtle), 3413 nucleotides. The record is from RefSeq and is a predicted model, not a curated record. Lineage: Eukaryota; Metazoa; Chordata; Testudines; Trionychidae.
AUGCAUUUGGCUUAUGAAGCCAUAUACGAGGCACCUAAACAGCAGCAAGUUAACUACAACGAGUUGUAUCAGUGGUCUGUGGAGUCCUACUCAGAUUUCUGGGCAGAAUUUUGGAAGUUCAGUGGAAUUGUGUACUCUCGUCUAUAUGAUGAGGUAGUUGAUCCAUCUAAGGGAAUUGCCGAUGUUCCAGAGUGGUUUAAAGGCAGUCGACUCAACUAUGCAGAGAACCUUCUGAAGCAUAAGGAAAAAGAAAAAAUUGCUCUCUAUGCAGCAAAGGAAGGCAAAGAAGAAAUCUUGAAAGUCACUUUUGAAGAACUAAGACAGGACGUUGCUUUGUAUGCUUCAGCCAUGAGGAAAAUGGGAGUGAAAAUAGGAGACAGAGUUGUUGGUUAUCUACCUAAUAGUAUUCAUGCAGUGGAAGCAAUGCUGGCUGCUGCGAGUAUUGGUGCUAUUUGGAGUUCAACUUCACCUGAUUUUGGAAUUAACGGUGUGCUGGACAGGUUUUCCCAAAUUCAGCCCAAGCUGAUCUUCUCUGUGGAAGCUGUCAUAUACAAUGGCAAAGAGCAUAAUCACAUGGAAAAACUGCAUAAUGUAGUAAAAGGACUUCCAGACUUAAGAAAAGUGGUGGUGAUUCCAUAUGUGUCAUCGAGAGAAACAAUAGAUAUUUCUAAAAUACCAAACAGUGUUUUUCUAGAGGAUUUCCUUGCUACUGGGAAAGGAGAGCAGGCCCCACAGCUGGAGUUGGAACAGCUUCCCUUUAGUCAUCCUCUCUUCAUCAUGUAUUCAUCUGGCACAACAGGAGCACCAAAAUGCAUGGUUCAUUCAGCAGGGGGCACACUAAUUCAGCAUCUGAAGGAGCAUAUUCUUCAUGGCAACAUGACCAGCAACGACAUUAUUAUGUACUAUACAACGACUGGCUGGAUGAUGUGGAAUUGGCUAGUGUCUGCACUUUCUACAGGAGCUUCAGUUGUCUUAUAUGAUGGAUCUCCUCUUGUUCCAUCGCCGAAUGUGCUCUGGGAUUUGGUUGACCGACUAGGGAUCACCAUCCUUGGAACAGGUGCAAAGUGGCUGGCUGUGCUAGAAGAGAAAAAUUUAAAACCAUGUGAUACCCACAACCUUCAUACACUUCACACUAUACUGUCUACAGGGUCACCUCUUAAAUCUCAAAGCUACGAGUAUGUCUACAAACAUAUAAAGAGCAGCGUCCUCCUGGGGUCCAUUUCAGGUGGAACAGAUAUAAUUUCUUGUUUUAUGGGUCAGAAUGUUACAAUUCCAGUUUACAAAGGAGAGAUUCAGGCAAGGAACCUGGGUAUGGCAGUUGAAGCAUGGAAUGAUGAAGGCAAACCAGUCUGGGGAGAAAGCGGUGAGCUGGUUUGUACCAAGCCUAUGCCUUGUCAACCGACACACUUCUGGAAUGAUGAGAAUGGAAACAAAUACAGGAAAGCUUAUUUUUCAAAAUUCCCAGGUGUUUGGGCUCAUGGUGACUACUGCAAAAUAAAUCCUGAGACUGGAGGAAUAGUCAUGCUUGGCCGCAGUGAUGGUACGCUAAAUCCAAAUGGAGUGAGAUUUGGAAGUUCUGAAAUCUAUAACAUAGUGGAAGCCUUUGAAGAGGUUUCUGACAGUCUCUGUGUCCCUCAGUACAACAAAGAGGGGGAGGAAAGGGUGAUCCUCUUCCUGAAGAUGGCGUCGGACCAGGUGUUCACUCAACAUCUGGUGAAAAGGAUUAGGGAUGCGAUACGUAUAGCACUUUCUGCCAGACAUGUUCCGAGCAUCAUUCUGGAAACCAAAGGCAUUCCGUACACGAUAAAUGGGAAGAAAGUUGAAGUGGCUGUGAAGCAGAUCAUUGCAGGGAAGGAAGUUGAUCAGCAGGGAUCCUUCUCAAAUCCAGAGACAUUGGACCUGUACCAAAAUAUUCCUGAACUUCAGAACUUCUGAAUCUUUUUUGCAUCUCUGUAUUCUGUGUGUGUUUGUUAUUGUAUAUAUGAAUACUGUAUGUAAAGAAGAAACUAUUUAAAUACUAAUAGUUCUUUUAAAGGAAAAAUAUUUCGUUAAGUGCAUUAUGAAUGGCUUGGGUAAAAUUUAGCUACUUUUUACUAGUUGAAUAUGCCCUAUAUUUUGGAUUCUGUCUUUAAGCUUGGAAGAAGAAGCUGCCUAUUGGGUUUUUUAUACAUAUAACACAUGGAUCUUUUCUGAUUAGACUUGUAUCUAGAACAUGAGAAGCAAAUUGUUUCCAGUUGAUUGAAUACUUGUGUUCAUAAAGCUUUCACUUUCCAUUUUUAAAUGGAUUUUAAGCUAGUUAGUUAAAAACUGUUAGAGCCAUGUAUAAAGAUUGUGGCUUAUUUAAACACUUGAUGUUUGUGUUGUGAAGGAGGGUAAAGGCAGGUCAGCAUGGCCACGAAAUACAAAAGUAUGGAAUAGUUUUUAAUAUGUUCCAGUAAAGCCACAUCUAAAUUCAUUGUAUCUUACUUGACUGUGUGUGGUCUUGAAGAAUAACAUUACACUUGGAGGGAAUUGCUGCUUCAUGUUGUGAUGUUACCUUUACAUUGUUUUAAGCUUUUUAGCUGAUAUGUUUUUGUAGAUGGGUGGGAGCAAAUGCUGUCACUCUUCCAUUGGAUGUCUAAUUUUCAGUAGAAUUGUUCUGGGUUUGUCAGUGUAACUGAGGCUAGAAUUUGACUUAUUACUCCAAAGUCCAUUAUUGGGAAUCUAUAAGCAAAAAUCCAGUUCUGUAUUAACAGAACAGUUCCAGAUUAUUAAUGUAAUAAACACUAGUGGUUUUUGUAGCCUUUUUUACUAAAUGUGAUGAAAGUGGAAAAAACUAAAGCAUCUUUUCAAUUCUUUAUCCUUCCACUUACUAAAGGGACCCCUCUUCCCCCAUGUAUGUUGUCACUACAAAAUGGAAACAGUAAUACAGUUGUUCACAGAAAGAUACAAUGGCAGUAGCUCUACCUAAUCCAUGACAUUUAGUAUCCUGUGCACUAUUUGACUGUUGAGUGAAGUAUUUACUACAUUAAAAUAAUGAGCGUCAUUAAUUGUGUUCAGUGUGUUCAACGCUUUAUGUUAAACUUAAUAAAAAUAGAACCUUAAGUAUUGAUUUUAAUUUUUACUCAAUUGUCUUUGACCUACUUCUCCCCUCACCCUCCUCUUCUGGUGUAAUCCGAUUCUUACCUCAGUUUCCUUCACCCUUCCAUUCUUUACUCUACUCACUUCCCUCAAAAAUCCUACAUUGGAAGUACUUCAAGGCAGGGGUUCUCAUCUUUGUGUUAUGUGCAGCACUAAGCAUGUCUUACAUUACUGAUUUGCAUGUUCAUGCAUGGGGUUUGGGGCAUAUGACUAGACAGAAAAGUAAACCUGCUAAAAUGUCUGUCAUUUACCUCCUCCAUUACUGUAAUAAAAUAGUAUGUCAAGCUGUAACU